Molecule: messenger RNA, 619 nt
Organism: Hipposideros armiger (great roundleaf bat)
Lineage: Eukaryota; Metazoa; Chordata; Mammalia; Chiroptera; Hipposideridae
Product: complement C3-like
Exons: 4
Coding region: 98-619 (173 amino acids)
Biological process (GO): complement activation
Source: RefSeq, a predicted model, not a curated record
GCCUCCAACAGCCACUGCUCAAUCCACCCCGUCCUCUCCCUCUGUCCCUCAUUCCCUCAGUCCCUCUGUCCCUCUGUCCCUCUACUGUCCCUGCACCAUGGGGCCUGCCUCAGGUCCCAGCCUGCUCCUACUGCUGCUGACAAGCCUCCGCAUGGUUCUGGGGGACCCCAUGUUCUCCAUGAUCACCCCCAAUGUCUUGCGACUGGAGAGCGAGGAGAUGGUGGUGUUGGAGGCCCACCAAGCACAAGGAAACAUUCCCGUCGUGGUCACAGUCCACGACUUCCCAGCCAAGAAACAAGUGCUGGCCAAUGAGCAAACUGUGCUGACCAGCGCCGAUGGCCACCUGGGUACUGUCACCAUCAAGAUCCCGGCCAGCAAGGAGUUCAGCUCACAGAAUGGGCACAAGUUCGUGACUGUCCACGCGUCCUUCGGUACCACCGUGGUGGAGAAGGUGGUGCUGGUCAGCCUUCAGAGCGGCUACCUCUUCAUCCAGACUGACAAGACCAUCUACACCCCAGGCUCCACGGUUCUCUAUCGGAUCUUCACUGUUGACCACAAGCUGCUGCCCGUGGGCCGGACGGUUAUCGUCAGCAUUGAGGUACCAGCCACACAGAGAUAG